AUUCCAACAAAGAAAAGACAACAUGAUGUCCAUCUAGAAUGUGCCUGAUGGUGGUGGUCCUUUGUCUCCAAGGACCACUAAAACCAUGACAUUGUUGGAGGACCUUUUUGGGGAUUGUUUUAGCGUACCAAGCAAAAUGUUUUGCCGGAGUCACAUCAAGGAGUGGAACAACAACUUAAGAAGAGCUGAGAUGCCAAGUCUCGGUGUAUACAUGGAAAAGACGUGCCUGGUUCAUGUGGAAAUGAUCAAAGUAAGAGCCAUUUUGGACCUUCCCAUGUCCUGCGGGUCUUCAACCUCAAUGCAAAGGGAUUUUGCAUGCAGUUUGAGAAAGUUGUAUUUGAAAGGUAACAUUCCUUUGAGACACAAAGGUGGCAUUGUCGUUUGCUUGGUAAGAGGCGAGGGACUCAUCGCUAAAAGAAUGUCCAAAAUGUUGUCAGACGGGGGUGACAACGACUUGCGAUUUCAAGACGAUAACAGAAACGUUUGCCAAAAAGUUUUUAGAAUUUUCUGAACAUUGUUACUCAUGCCCUCGGUGGGUAACAGUUCAGUCAUGGAAGAGUUUUGUGAGAAAGGCUUUCUCAUUUCAAUGGUGCGAGAAUUAUCUCGGGUUUUGAGUAGAAGAACACAUGGGCAAGAGACAAUAUGGAAUAAAAUACCAAGUGAAUGGAAUGAAGUAGAGGCUGGAAAGUGGAAGAAUCCCACUGCUGCACCGAAGGAUUCAAAGGAAACGCUAAGGAAGAAAUUAGAUUUUCUGCGGAAAAACAUCAACUCUGAAAAACUUUCAGAUGAUCAAAAAGACAAACUGUCACUUUACUCAAAGGGAGAAAUAAAUAUUCUAUUGCAGCGUAUGAAGUUUGAAAAAGACUUAAAGAAUAUUUCUGAAGUCGACACUCAUCUGUCCCAUUGUGAAGGGGAAGUAAUAGGUUCAGAGAAUUUACAGAUGUUAGAAAAAUUGAAAGAUCAGUGUGAAAAUAUUCACAAGAAAAUUGAGAGCAUUAAAAAACAUCAGACUUUAAUGUCCCCAAAAACGGAUCUUGGUUUAUCAAUGCGCAAAGUGAAUAAAAGAAAGAGUGCUGAAAUUUCGAAUCCAGUGUGUCAAUCAUCAAAAAAAAAGUAUCCCAAAGUUUUACUGAAACCAAUUCUUCCUAAAUCGAACAUGACAUGUUCGGAUAAUGUUGUUUCUGAAGUACCCCCAAUGCCGGUCACUAUUUAUACUGUACUUUGCCAUCCUCUUGAGCACAUAGAUUUGCGGGCUGCCUCUACAGUAUCACCAAGUGAAUCCACUGUCAACCUUUGUGACAAACUUCACUCUGACAUCCAGUCCAAUACAAAGAACUCCACUUCUUUCAGUUUUGAUUACCUGAAUGAAAACAUUCAUGACACUUCUCCUGGUUACAAGAGCAGUUCUGUGGGAAAUUCUUCACAUAUUCAGGAUCAUGAUCACAAUCUCUGUCACAAGGACAUUACUUCAACAUGGGAGAAGAACAAGAAAAAGGAUCAUAUUGAAACUAGACCAUCUACCCCUGAUGCUACUGAUGAUGGAAACUUUGACUGUAACACUUUAGAAGCUCAAACUUCUGUGUCUUCAUUUCAUUCUUGUGAAAGUUUUGACAGUGGAGUCGAUACUGACAAUGGGGAACUGAUUGGCUUUGGCCAGGAUGUUGAUGUUGAAGAUUGGUUUGAAAGCUUUGAUUUAGAAAAUAUCAUGAAAAAUCCUGAGGAGUGUUUUGAAAAUUUUGAUAAUUUUCCAGGUUGAAAUUCUUGCUUGUGUGUUUUUUUAUGACUGGUGAAUGUGUGUGUGUGUGUAAAUGUUUAAUUUUUACCUAUUAUAUUUUUUCCUCCCAUUUCAUAUUGGUACAAUACUCAUGCUACAUGUACCAUCGUAGCGUUCAUUAAAAUUUUUACAAAGGUAUUAAGGGGAUCCACUGGUCAGAUCAGUAAAAAUUUUGAAAAAAAUA
Aplysia californica (California sea hare) is the source of this 1958-nucleotide messenger RNA. RefSeq lists its product as uncharacterized. The record is from RefSeq and is a predicted model, not a curated record. NCBI's taxonomy places the organism in Eukaryota, Metazoa, Mollusca, Gastropoda, Aplysiida, Aplysiidae.